This is a messenger RNA of Penicillium macrosclerotiorum, 1131 nucleotides long. RefSeq names its product TFIIH/NER complex subunit TFB3. Gene Ontology annotation, cellular component: transcription factor TFIIH holo complex. The transcript is spliced from 3 exons. NCBI's taxonomy places the organism in Eukaryota, Fungi, Ascomycota, Eurotiomycetes, Eurotiales, Aspergillaceae. Gene Ontology annotation, molecular function: cyclin-dependent protein serine/threonine kinase activator activity. Gene Ontology annotation, biological process: regulation of transcription by RNA polymerase II; positive regulation of cyclin-dependent protein serine/threonine kinase activity; nucleotide-excision repair. The coding region runs from base 1 to 1131 and encodes 376 amino acids. The record is from RefSeq and is a predicted model, not a curated record.
AUGGCUUCCAAGAAUGGGAUCGACCGUCGAGAUGAAGACGAGGUCUGUCCCGUCUGCAAAUCCUCGCGGUACCUCAACCCGAAUAUGCGAUUCCUCAUUAAUCCCGAGUGUUACCACAAGAUGUGCGAGUCGUGUGUCGACCGGAUCUUCUCGUCAGGUCCAUCAAGCUGCCCCGUUGCUGGAUGUCGGAAGACUUUGCGUAAGAACAAGUUCCGCGCACAGACGUUUGAGGACAUCGGAGUCGAGCGUGAGGUGGAUAUUCGGCGGCGCGUGAUGCAUAUUCUGAACCGCCGCGAAGAAGAAUUCGAUUCCAAACGUGCCUAUGAUGAUUUUCUCGAACAACGCGAAGAAAUUAUCGCCAACCUUGUCUCCCGCAUCGACGUGGCAAAGACCGAAGCUCAGCUACAAAAGUAUGCAACCGACAACAUGCAGUCUAUCCGUACAAAUCUAGCGCUGGAGGAGCAAGAGGCCUCCUCCUUCCAGGCCCGGAUGACACAAGAACAAGAGGAGGCACGACUACGACGAAUGGCUGCCCGCGAAGAAUACGAGAACGAGCGACGCGAGUUGCAAGCUUCUCGAGAAGACUUCCUGACCCGCCUGGCCUCCGGGUCUUCCGUUGACGCAGCCGCCAUCGCUCGCGAGGGACACAAGGUGCAUCUUAAAAAGUCGUCAGCGCGGCGCACCGAGGAGGAACGACUUCGGCAAAAACAAGCCGCACUUCGCGGGACUGAGACCAAGCGUACCGGUAUGCCACUCGCCACGGCCGAUACUGCUGGAUCAGCCGCAGAUGUUGGGCUCAUCAAGGGCUUGCGCAAAAUCAAGGCCCCCGAGCCAGAGAAGCCAUACGACCCAUUUAUGGGACUCGUACCGGGGAAGCGCGAUUACUAUACUCAGAAAGAGUCUUACCCCUCCACGUUCCUGGACUCACUUCGCACAAAUGCUUCAGUGUUGGCCGGAGGCUACGAUCUGCGCGAGUAUUACUCACGUACGUUACUUGAAGCGUUCGCUGGUCUGGGGUGUUUUGUUGGAGAAGAGGUUUCGCAGCGCGAAGCUACUUCUGCUCUUGGCCACUCGAACACCGCUGCAAUGGAGGGUGCCGCCAUGGCUGCGGCCGGAGAAAGCACGGCAUGA